AUUGUCUGCAUGGGCGUAACCGAUAGAACGGCGCCUCAAUUUGUGGAACGGCGAUGGCCGCUUACGGGUGUGGCCAUGACUGCGUCGACGGUUCGACACCAUCUGCUGAGGACUGAACGGGUGGGACGCAUACCACUGCGACGAAUUCUGUUGAACAGAAACUACCAACGCCAUAAGACACCAAUGGGUAGCCGUGGUCGCUAUGGUGGGGGUGCCUUAACAACCUAUCGCAUGAUCGAAUAUCUCCGUGAAUGUGAAUGUGAAUGUGAAUGUAGGCUUCGUGCUGGAAGGGCACUUUUGAACACGUCUUUGGCAUCUGGUGAUGAGCGAGUUUCGUAG
Messenger RNA from Gryllus bimaculatus (two-spotted cricket), 339 nucleotides. The record is from the annotation of a GenBank genome assembly. Lineage: Eukaryota; Metazoa; Arthropoda; Insecta; Orthoptera; Gryllidae.